GCGACCGAGGGCGAGGGCGGGCGUUCGGGGAUGAUGCCGUGCGAGCGCAGGAUGUCGUUCCAUUCUGUGUCUUCGGUCGGGUCUACUUCGACCUGCAUUGUGCUGGUGUGUGGAUGUGGAGAUGUGAAUGUAGAUAGUCGUUGAUCAGAAGGAGAGAAGGUGGCUCUCAUCGCGCGCCGCACGUGUUUUGAGCUUUUUCUUCCUCAUCUUCACUUUGCUCAUCUUCACUUCUUCACCUCAUCUUCACCUCAUCUCCACCAAAAUGGCCACACAAAUAGGCGUCGUCCUUCCCGGCGACCCGAUCCCGCUCGACUCAGUCAUCCCUCCUUCGACCUCCGAGCCCGUGAUCCAGCUCGGCCCCGGAACCCUCCACAUCCCCCCCUCAACCAUCCUCCCCGUGCGCGCAGGCGCCCUCACCGCAUCCACCACAUCCACACCCACAACCUCAACCACCACAAUCUACGUCGACAACUCGACAGGCCGCUACACGCCCGCCGUGCACGACGUCGUCAUCGGCACCGUCGCCUCCCGCUUCGGCGACCUCGAAAACGCAUACUACAGAGUCCUUCUCCCGUCCUCCACCGCACCCCAGGGCAUCCUCGCCGCGUCCGCGUUCGCAAACGCAGCCAGCAGGAAAACCCGCCCGAACCUUCUUCCAGGCACGGUCGUCUACGCGAGAGUAGCAGCCAUGUCCCUUGCGCUCGGCGAGCCUGAACUCGAGUGCUUCGACGAACGGACGGGCAAAGAGGCGGGGUUUGGCGAGUUGAAAGGCGGCAUGGUCGCAGACAUCAGCGUCGGUCUUGCGCGCAGACUCUUGCUCUUGUCGUCGGCUGCGGCCGCAAAGGCAAAUAGUGGAAGACUUUCGGUUGUUGAUGUACUCGGACAGACGCUUGCGUUUGAGAUCGCGGUCGGUAGAAAUGGGCGGAUAUGGGUUAACUCGGAUUCGUGCGCGACCACUGUCGCAGUCAUCAGAGCGAUUCAAGAGACUGAAUUCAUGACUUAUCACGAUAUGCAGGACCACGUUGCUAAGAUAGUAAAGAACCUACAACGGUCGCAAAAGUGAUUUAAUCACAAUAAUAAAACAAUCGCAUCAUCAAUUUACACACACUACUA
Myxozyma melibiosi is the source of this 1113-nucleotide messenger RNA. Its product is annotated as exosome complex exonuclease RRP40. The transcript has a single exon. Gene Ontology annotation, cellular component: nuclear exosome (RNase complex); cytoplasmic exosome (RNase complex). Lineage: Eukaryota; Fungi; Ascomycota; Lipomycetes; Lipomycetales; Lipomycetaceae. The record is from RefSeq and is a predicted model, not a curated record. Gene Ontology annotation, molecular function: RNA binding. The coding region runs from base 263 to 1063 and encodes 266 amino acids. Gene Ontology annotation, biological process: poly(A)-dependent snoRNA 3'-end processing; CUT catabolic process; TRAMP-dependent tRNA surveillance pathway.